AUGGGCCUAACCUCGGUUUCCCAAAAGUUCUCAAGGUCCGAUCGAGAAUCCAACGGAUUCAACGGUACUAUACCCCGGGAAACCGGUAGUGCAGGUACUGCCGCAAUGGCUACAAUCCAGGAUGACGAUGAUCGUUUGCUAGCCAGAAUUGGCUAUAAGCAGGAAAUGAGACGUGAGUUUUCGAAAUGGUCCACAGUAUCUUAUGCAAUUUCCAUUCUCGGUGUUUUGGGCUCAGUGCCAGCAACUUUUGGGCCACCCCUGGCUGCUGGAGGCCCUGCGACAGCGGUAUGGUGCUGGUUCAUUGGGUCAUUUAUGGCCAUGUGCAUUGCAAGUUCCGUUGCUGAGCUUGUAUCAGCAUAUCCAACUGCAGGAGGAAUGUAUUUUGUGACAAAACAUGUCGUCCCUGAAAAUCAAGUCGCAAUAUUUUCAUGGAUUCAAGGCUGGUGUAAUCUGCUUGGACAGACCGCCGGCGUCUCCAGUGUUGCAUAUACGGUGAGCCAGAUGCUUCUGGCUUGUGCAAGCAUGAAUUCGAACUUCGAUGGAGACAAGUAUUCUUUUUCGCCAACUGCUUUACAGACAGUCCUUCUGGCAAUUGCUAUGUUGUGCAUCAUGGGAGUUAUUUGCUCUUUAACCACAAAGAGCUUGCACAGGAUUAUUCUUUGGUUCGCCCCAAUUAAUAUUCUGGCAUCCAUUGGAAUCUGCAUUGCGCUUCUGGUACUUACGCCAAACAAGCAACCAGCAACAUGGGUUUUUACACAUGUAACGGAUGGCUCCGGAUGGCAGUCGAAAGGGUUUUCAUUCCUUCUUGGAUUCAUAUCCGUGGCUUGGACAAUGACAGACUAUGAUGGAACAACGCAUAUGUCAGAAGAGACACACGAUGCUGCUAUUAGAGGCCCUGUCGCGAUUCAAACAGCUGUCUUAGUGUCCGGUGUAUUUGGAUGGAUGCUCACCGUGACAAUGUGCUUCUGCUUAACAGACUUAGAGGCAAUUUUGAACAGCCCCACGGGGCUUCCUGCGGCCCAGAUUUUUCUCAACGCGGGUGGGCGCACUGGUGGCACCAUAAUGUUUGCGUUUAGCAUACUUGUGCAAUUCUUUACCGGAUGCUCAGCUAUGCUUGCAGAUACUCGAAUGGCGUACGCUUUUGCGCGUGACGACGCACUUCCCUUUUCGAAGUUUUUUUCUCGAGUAAACAAGUACACACUGACGCCUGUCAACGCCGUGUGGUUUGUGGUUUUCUUCAGUAUCUGCCUCAACCUGAUUGCGAUUGGCUCAACACAAACUGCAACGGCAAUUUUUAACAUCACAGCUCCAGCAUUGGAUUUAUCAUAUAUUGGCGUUAUUUUGGCGCACCAAAUAUAUAAAAAUCAAGUUCGCUUCAUCGAGGGCCCAUUCACACUGGGUAAAUGGGGAACACCUAUUAAUAUCAUUGCCAUUGUGUGGGUAUUAUUUAUUAGUGUGGUUCUCUUCUUCCCACCACAAAAACCAAUCACCCCGCAGAAUAUGAAUUACGCCAUAUGUGUCGCAGCAUUUAUUGCGCUCUUUGCAAUGUCGUGGUGGUGGCUAUCUGCCAGAAGAAAGUAUACUGGCCCACGUACCAAAGAUCUAUUACAAGAGGUUUCCAGCGAGGAUCUUGACUCUUCAUGUCACGACACCCCCCAUGCAUAA
Molecule: messenger RNA, 1665 nt
Organism: Ophidiomyces ophidiicola
Lineage: Eukaryota; Fungi; Ascomycota; Eurotiomycetes; Onygenales; Onygenaceae
Gene: TPO5
Product: polyamine transporter tpo5
Exons: 8
Coding region: 1-1665 (554 amino acids)
Biological process (GO): transmembrane transport; amino acid transport
Cellular component (GO): membrane
Molecular function (GO): transmembrane transporter activity
Source: RefSeq, a predicted model, not a curated record